Messenger RNA from Herpailurus yagouaroundi (jaguarundi), 3361 nucleotides. RefSeq names its product desmoglein 3 (gene DSG3). Gene Ontology annotation, biological process: homophilic cell-cell adhesion. The transcript is spliced from 16 exons. The coding region runs from base 16 to 2946 and encodes 976 amino acids. Lineage: Eukaryota; Metazoa; Chordata; Mammalia; Carnivora; Felidae. The record is from RefSeq and is a predicted model, not a curated record. Gene Ontology annotation, molecular function: calcium ion binding. Gene Ontology annotation, cellular component: plasma membrane; desmosome.
AAAUCUAGUGUAGUGAUGAUCUACACACUUCGGAGUCAGGCUGCAGAGGCUCACAUCCUGACUCUGCCAGGGCUGUUGGGGGAGGUGCUCCUAUUGGUUCACGGAGAAUUGCGAAUAGAGACAAAAGGUCAACAUGAAGAAGAUGAGACUGCGUUACAAGGCAAAAGGAGAUAUAAACGUGAAUGGGUGAAAUUUGCCAAACCCUGCAGAGAAAGAGAAGACAACUCGAAAAGAAACCCAAUUGCCAAAAUUACUUCAGAUUUCCAAGCAACCCAGAAAAUAACCUACCGAAUUUCUGGAAUGGGAAUUGAUCAACCCCCUUUUGGAAUCUUUGUUGUUGACAAAAACACUGGAGAAAUUAACAUAACGGCCAUAGUUGAUCGCGAGGAAACUCCAAGCUUCCAGAUCACCUGUCACGCUCUGAAUGCCCUAGGACAAGACGUAGAGAAACCACUUAUAUUAACAGUUAAAAUUUUAGAUGUCAAUGACAAUCCUCCAGUAUUUUCACAAAGUACAUUCAUGGGUGAAAUUGAAGAAAACAGUGCUUCAAACUCGCUGGUGAUGGUACUAAAUGCCACAGACGCAGAUGAGCCAAACCACCUGAACUCUAAAAUUGCCUUCAAAAUUGUCUCUCAGGAACCUGCAGGCACACCCAUGUUCCUCCUAAGCAGACACACUGGCGAAGUCCGUACUUUAACCAAUUCUCUUGAUCGAGAGCAAGUUAGCAGCUAUCAUCUUGUUGUGAGUGGUGCAGACAAAGACGGAGAAGGACUUUCAACUCAAUGUGAAUGUAGUAUUAAAGUAAAAGAUGUCAAUGAUAAUUUCCCAAUGUUCAGAGAAUCUCAGUAUUCAGUACAGAUUGAGGAAAAUACUUUAAGUUCUGAGUUGAUUAGAUUUCAAGUUACAGAUUGGGAUGAAGAAUUCACAGAUAAUUGGCUUGCAGUGUAUUUCUUUACCUCUGGAAAUGAAGGGAAUUGGUUUGAAAUACAAACUGAUCCCAGAACCAAUGAAGGUAUCCUGAAGGUGGUUAAGGCUCUAGAUUAUGAGCAACUACAAAAUGUGCAACUUGGUAUUGCUGUCAAAAACAAAGCUGAAUUUCACCAAUCGGUAAUCUCUCAGUAUCGAGUCCAGUCAACCCCAGUCAUGAUUAAAGUGGUGAAUGUGAAAGAAGGAAUUACGUUCCAUCCCGCUUCCAAGACAUUUACUGUGCAGAAAGGCAUAAGUACUAACAAAUUGGUCAAUUAUGUCCUGGGAACAUAUCAAGCCAUGGAUGAAGACACCAGAAAAGCUGCCUCAUACGUCAAGUACAUCAUGGGACGUAAUGAUGGUGGUUUGCUAUUCAUUGAUCCAAAAACUGCUCAAAUCAAAUUUGUCAAAAACAUCGAUCGGGAUUCUACUUUCAUAGUUAACAAGACAAUCACAGCUGAGGUUCUGGCCAUAGAUGAAAACACAGGUAAAACUUCUACAGGCACCGUAUAUGUUGAAGUACCCAGUUUUAAUGAAAACUGUCCAACAAUCGUCCUUGAAAAGACAACAAUUUGUAGUUCACGGCCUUCUGUGGUUGUCUCAGCUAGAGCACUAGACAAUAAAUAUACUGGCCCCUACACAUUCUCCCUGGAGGAGCAGCCUCUAAAAUUGCCAGUUGUAUGGAGUAUCACAACACUCAAUGCUACUUCCGCCCUCCUUAAUGCCCAGCAGCAGGUGUCUCCUGGAACGUACACCAUCUCGCUCACAGUUACCGACAGUCAGGACAGACAGUGUGAGACACCAGAGAGCCUGACUCUACAAGUCUGUCAGUGUGACAACAGGGACACCUGUGGAAAUUCUAACGGGCACAAAGACCCUGAACGCAUAGGUGGAGGCUCAUCAUGGAGGCUGGGACCUGCAGCCAUCGGCCUGAUCUUCCUUGGUCUUCUGCUGUUGCUAUUGGCCCCUCUUCUGCUGCUGAUCUGUGACUGCGGGAUGGGUUCUAUGGGGGGAGUGGCAGGAGGAUUUAUCCCAGUUCCUGAUGGUUCGGAAGGAACAAUUCAUCAGUGGGGAAUCGAAGGAGCUCAACCUGAAGACAAGGAAAUCACAAAUAUUCGUGUGCCGCCUAUAACUGCCAAUGGAGCCGAUUUCAUGGAAAAUUCUGAAGUUUGUAUGAAUACAUAUGCUGGAGGGACAGUGGUGGAAGGAGCUUCGGGAAUGGAACUAACCACCAAGCUUGGAGCAGCUACAGGAUCUGGGGCCGCUGCAGGAUUCGGCACAGGCACCGGACUUGGCAUUGGUUCUGCAGGACAGUCUGGAACGAUGAGAACAAGGCAUUCCACUGGAGGAACCAAUAAGGACUAUGGGGAAGGAGCAGUAAGCAUGAAUUUCCUGGACUCCUAUUUUUCUCAGAAAGCAUUUGCCUGUGCAGAAGAAGACGACACCCAGGAAGCAAAUGACUGCUUGCUGAUCUAUGAUAAUGAAGGAAUGGGUGCCCCCAGUUCUCCCGUGGGCUCUGUGGGUUGUUGCAGUUUUAUUGCCGAUGAGCUGGAUGACAGCUUCUUGGACUCGCUUGGCCCCAAAUUUAAAAAGCUUGCUGAGAUUAGCCUCGGGAUUGAUGAUGAAGCCAAACAAUCUCAGCCACCUACCCAAGAAGGCCAUUCUAGGAUUGAACCCUGUGGCUAUUCCGUAGACAUCCAACAGUCAGAAUCCGUUAGGGGCCAGCCUGUGCCAGGCAGUCAAGGAGCUUCCGCUUUGCCUGCUUCCGUCUCUGUUCUCCAGCCAGCCAUUGCCAUGCCUGACCCUUUGCAGCCUGGUAGCUAUUUGGUAACAGAGACUUACUCGGCCUCUGGUUCUCUCGUGCAACCUUCCACUACAGUCUUUGAGCCGUGUCUCACACAAAAUGUGAUAGUGACGGAAAGAGUGAUUUGUCCCAUUGCCAAUGUUCCUGGCAACCUACAAACUCCGGCGGAGCUAUGAGGGUCACAUAAUACGAUCAGUACAGAAGAUCCUUGUUCUCGUCUGAUAUGACCAGAAUGAACUGGAAUAAACAUAACAGCUGAAGAUAGAUAGUUGGACCAAACUAUUCAAAGUAGCAUAGCAAAGCUCACAGUAUUGGUCUAAUUGGGCACUAAUUUGGUACUCUCAUAAACUGAUCAUGAUUAGUUUAAAUUUUCUAGUUAAUAUCCCCAAACUGAACAUGUUGUCACUCUUACUUCUCAAAUACCAUUCAGGUGGUAGUAAAUCUUGAUGUUUCUCAAAAAACCUUAAGAUCGUAUUCAGUGGGAAAAUUUUCACUUAACAAUUGACAGAUUUUAAACUUCUAUUUGGGCAGUGCCAAUGAAAGGUAUCUGUCGCUUUAAAUAAAAUGCAGUGUGUUUCAGUGGAUUAGGCA